Molecule: messenger RNA, 3264 nt
Organism: Leptosomus discolor (cuckoo roller)
Lineage: Eukaryota; Metazoa; Chordata; Aves; Leptosomiformes; Leptosomidae
Source: RefSeq, a predicted model, not a curated record
UUCCAUGUACCAGAUGUAAUCAAAUACUCUUCAUGUUUAGAUGAAGAAGACGACUUUGUCAAUAAAAGAAUUUCCCUGAAACCGAGGGAGAAUGGGACAUCAGCGCUUGGUUGUCCAGGAUCAACUACGGUGAAAAAGGAAGAUGUAAAACCACGAGCUAAAAGCAAACCAGUAUCUCCAGUGAAACAGACUCCCACCUCAGCGCUUGAUUACUUUGGGACAAGUAGCAUCCAACGAUCAGACAAGAAAUUGGUAGCAAGUAAAAGGAAAGAACCUUCGCAAAGCAGAGAUAGCACAGUAGAUGAUGAGGCCAUUGCUAGGCAACUGCAGCUUGAAGAAGAUUCAGAGCUGGAGAGACAGCUGCACGAAGAUGAAGAAUUUGCUAAAACCUUGGCCAUGUUGGAUGAAACGCCGCAGAAGAAAAAGCCUCGGAAAGAUUCGGGAGGAGAGCAAACGGCAUUGAGCAUCAAGAGCAGUCCUAGUGUGACAGAAAGACAUAAGCAGUCAGAAAGAGUGAAAGCAACAAACUCAACAGAUGAAGCAAAGAAUUACACUGUGAAGCAGCAAACUAAAUCUGAACAUUCAAAAGGUUCUCAUUUAUCCCCACAAGCAUCUGAUGGUAAAACAGCAAGAGAGUUGACAGAUAAGACCUUGCCUUUGAAACCUAGCUCUAAGCUUGUGUCUCUGAAACAAAAAGAAGAGACUACUGAAAAGAAAAGAGGUUUAGCAUCAAGAGAAAAAACUUCUUCAGGGAAAGAAGAGAAGACAACACCAAAGAAGGAGAAAAUUUCUCCAAAGAAGACUGAGUCCGUAAGUCCUGAGGACUCUGAAAAGAAGCGAAUCAAUUAUCAAGCCUACCGAAGCUUCCUUAAUCGUGAGGGUCCAAAAGCGCUGGGUUCCAAAGAGAUACCUCAGGGAGCUGAAAACUGCUUGGAAGGCCUGACGUUUGUAAUUACAGGCGUUCUGGAGUGUAUUGAAAGAGAUGAGGCCAAGUCUCUGAUUGAACGUUAUGGAGGAAAAGUAACUGGCAAUGUCAGCAAGAAGACAAACUAUCUGGUUAUGGGGCGAGACUGUGGCCAAUCCAAAUGUGAAAAGGCAUCAACUUUAGGGACAAAAAUUAUUGAUGAGGAUGGCCUGUUUGAUCUUAUUCGAACUAUGCCAGGCAAAAAGUCCAAAUAUGAGCUGGCGGCUGAAACAGAGGCAAAGAAAGCAGAGUCAAGACCUAAAAAGACACCACAGAAAGCUGAAGCUGGAAAAAGGAAUUUUAGCCCUUUCAGAAGGGAACCUGACAAUAGAAAAUCUAAGUCUACUCCUGAAAAAGGAGAUACUGUCAAAUCUGUUAAGAAAGAAACCACUGCUGCCCGAAAGCGUAUGGACUUCAAAUGGCAGACUGUAGAGACGAAAGAAGCCCCAAAACCCGAGGGGAACUUGGUUUCUGAGAUUAAUGAAGCUGGAACAGAGAAAUUGCUAUGGGUGGAUAAAUACAAGCCUGUAUCUCUUAAGGCAAUAAUUGGACAGCAGGGCGAGCAAAGCUGUGCCAAUAAACUGCUCCGAUGGCUCAGAAAUUGGCACAAGAAUGCCUCGGAAGAUGGACAAGCAAAGAGCAAUAAAACUGGAGGCAAAGAUGAUGGUGCUGGUUUUAAAGCAGCAUUACUUUCGGGUCCACCUGGAGUUGGUAAAACUACUACAGCUUCGUUGGUUUGUAAGGAACUGGGGUAUAGCUAUGUGGAGCUGAAUGCCAGUGACACUCGGAGUAAGAACAGUCUAAAGGAAGUAGUUGCUGAAUCACUUAACAACACCAGCAUCAAAGACUUCUGUUCUGGCACAUCCUCAUCAGUUAGCGGGAAACAUGUAUUGAUCAUGGAUGAAGUGGAUGGUAUGGCAGGCAAUGAAGACAGAGGAGGGAUUCAGGAGUUGAUUGGUUUGAUUAGACACACAAAGAUACCCAUCAUCUGUAUGUGUAACGAUCGAAACCAUCCUAAAAUUCGUUCCUUGGUCCACUACUGUUUUGAUCUUCGUUUUCAGAGACCUCGUCUAGAACAGAUUAAGGGUGCCAUGAUGUCUAUUGCAUUCAAAGAAGGUUUAAAAAUUCCAGCACCUGCUAUGCAAGAGAUAAUUCUGGCAGCAAAUCAGGACAUCAGACAGGUUUUACAUAAUCUUAAUAUGUGGUGCGCAAAAGAUAAAUCAUUGACUUACGAUGAGGCUAAAACAGAUGCCAGCAGAGCCAAAAAGGAUAUCAGGCUGGGCCCUUUUGAUGUUGUCCGGAAGGUUUUUGCUACUGGAGAGGAGGCUUCUCGUAUGUCUCUCAUAGACAAAUCGGAUCUUUUCUUCCAUGAUUAUUCCCUAGCACCUCUCUUUGUCCAAGAGAACUAUGUACAUGUGAAACCUGCUGCAGCCGGAGGAAAUCUGAAAAAGCAUUUGGUGCUCUUGAGUAGAGCAGCCGAUAGCAUAUGUGAUGGUGAUAUAGUGGACAAACAGAUUCGUAGCAAGCAAAACUGGAAUCUUCUUCCAACACAGGCUAUUUAUGCGAGUGUGCUCCCGGGGGAGCUGAUGAGAGGUUACAUGUCCCAGUUUCCUGUCUUUCCCAGCUGGCUGGGGAAAUUUUCAUCCACAGGCAAACAUGAUCGUAUCAUUCAAGAACUGGCGAUGCACAUGAGUCUCAGGACCCAGACAUGCAAGAGGACAGUAAAUAUGGAGUAUUUGUCGUAUUUGCGGGAUGCGCUGGUCCAGCCCUUGAAAGACUUCGGAGCAGACGGUGUACAAGAAGCUAUAACGUUCAUGGACUCUUACUGCUUGAUGAAAGAAGAUAUUGAAAAUAUCAUGGAAAUAAGCACGUGGGGAGGCCAACCCAGUCCUUUUUCAAAGCUGGAUCCCAAGGUCAAAGCAGCUUUUACACGUGCCUACAACAAAGAGGCACAUCUGACUCCAUAUUCACUUAAUGCUGUCAAGACAUCUAAAAGGCAGUCGGGAUCUGUGAUGACCUUAGAACUGAAUGAAGACUUGAAUGUGGAAGAGACCCAGUCUGAUGAGGAUGAGCAAGAUACUGUUGAAAGUGAUGCAAUGAUUAAGCAAAAAAAGGCAAAGUCUUCCAAGCUGCCAAAAAGAGAGAAAAACGAAGAAACAACAAAAAAAGAAGGGAAAAGAAAAGAGAAAGCUUUGCCUUUCCCUCAUGUACAGGACCGGGUGUUGCUCUCUUCCUACAACUUGCCGUUUGCUCAGUUAGAGACGCAGAAGAGCAGAGAGGGAUUUAGUUCCAAAACGUGA